AUGAAAACUUGUUUAGCCAUCGAACCUUUGUCUGAGAACCGGCACCAAGAAUUUAUCCAAUUCAUUUAUCGUGAAUUCUUUCCUCGUGAACCGUUAGCUUUAGCUUCCGGUCUGGCAGGCAAAACUAAUCCGAAAACAAUCGAAACAUUUAUAGAAUGGAUGAAACAAGGCGUUUCCCUAGUCGUUAUUGAUUCGCAAUCCAAUCAGAUAGUGGCGGGUGCUUUGACCUGUUUCUUGAAUAAAUCAGAAGUCCUAUUCGACAACGACUACAGUUGCAUGGAGGAAGAAGAUUCAUCUAUCUGGAGAUUUCUCGAUUACCUUGAAACUGGCUACGAUGUUUUCCAGCAAUUUCAAGCCGAUCGUGGAAUGGAAUUGGUGUUCCUUUGCGUCCACCAGGCGUACACUGGCCAAGGGUUGGCGCGGCGAUUAACGGAAGAAACCAUUGCGACGGCCCGUCGGCUUGAAAUACCAUUCAUCAAAAGCAAUCCGUCCACUCCUGUCACUUGCCAUCUUUUUGAAUCCCUCGGCUUUGAGACGAUCAACGAGAUGAAGUUGGUCGAUUAUCAAGUGGAGGGCAAAUCCGUUUUCCGGAACGCCAAAUCAGACGAUAUAACUCGACUCUGCAUCAAGAAAAUCUAGAAAUAUGAUAUUUGCGUUCAAAUUGAAAUUUUUUCACUUCCAAAAUUUCCCAAUCGUUAUUGCCAAACACGCUUCUGAAAAUCGCACGUACUAGUUGCCAAUUAAAGCUGCUUGUAAAAACAAGGACGCGUGCAGCGGCACAGGACCUAACAUUGCCAAAUGAAUAGAAACAAGGAAAAUUAUAGCUGCACUAUCUCGCCCAGAUAAUUAAAAUGUGGCCAAAUACAUCCAAAAGGAAUUUCCGCUUG
This is a messenger RNA of Daphnia magna, 887 nucleotides long. RefSeq lists its product as uncharacterized. Bases 1 to 639 code for a protein of 212 amino acids. Gene Ontology annotation, molecular function: N-acetyltransferase activity. The record is from RefSeq and is a predicted model, not a curated record. Lineage: Eukaryota; Metazoa; Arthropoda; Branchiopoda; Diplostraca; Daphniidae. The transcript has 2 exons.